Molecule: messenger RNA, 1198 nt
Organism: Arabidopsis arenosa
Lineage: Eukaryota; Viridiplantae; Streptophyta; Magnoliopsida; Brassicales; Brassicaceae
Source: the annotation of a GenBank genome assembly
AUCUGCUACCACUUUUUCUUCACUUGCUCACAGCACCUAGCUGCUCUCAUAACAAUGGAGGAAACGACGACCUUUCAUGGACUAGGACACCUCUUCAUGACAAUCUUCUUGUACUGCUUCUCAUCAUUCAUCGUGGCUCCAGCGAUAACCGACAUCAGCAUGGCUGCGCUAUGUCCCGGAAAAGACGAGUGUUCUCUUGCCAUUUACCUCUCCGGCUUUCAACAAGUUAUCACAGGAGUGGGAUCGUUGAUGAUGAUGCCAUUGAUGGGAAGCUUGUCGGACAAGCAUGGUAGAAAAUGUUUGCUUACUCUUCCAAUGACACUCAACAUUUUGCCUCUUGCGACAUUAGCGUAUAGUAGAGGGACGACCAUCUUCUACAUGUACUAUGUACUCAAGACUUUCACUUCGAUAGUUUGUGAAGGAAGUGUUCUUUGUCUUGCCCUUGCUUACGUGGCUGAUAAUGUAUCAGAAGGGAGACGAGCCUCCGCGUUUGGAAUACUUACCGGGAUUACAUCAUGUGCAUUCGUUUGCGCCACUCUUUGUGCUCGAUUUUUAUCUAUUGCCGCCACAUUUCAGAUCCUCCAUAUUGCUACUUAUUUGGUCGCAGCAGCAAUGGCAAUUUUAUCAACGUUGUAUAUGAGGCUUUUCCUACCGGAUUCGAUCCGAGACAAUAGCCUCGGUGCUCCCAUUGUUUUAAGCGAGAAAUUGAGUUCUCCUUUACUUGAGGAUUGUCAUGGACAUAAAAAUAGAAUAUUUAGAGCAAUUCGUUCGGUACGUGAAAUGACUUCUUUAAUGAGAAGGAGCGUUCCACUUUUUCAAGUUGCGAUGGUAUCAUUCUUCAGUAGUCUUGCUGAGGCAGGUCUACAUGCGUCAUCUAUGUACUAUUUAAAGGCCAAGUUUCACUUUAACAAAGACCAGUUUGCAGACUUGAUGAUCAUAUUUGGCGCAGCCGGAUCUAUUUCACAGGUAAAUAAGAAUUAAUAUGCUUACUUUUGUAGCGACUUUUGGGACCUUGGUCUUUUUUUCAUAUUGUUUAACUUACAUAGAAUUCUUAUUUCACAGUUGCUCUUUAUGCCCAUUCUAGUUCCUGCUUUAAAAGAGGAGAGACUGCUCUCAAUUGGUCUUUUCUUUGGUUGUGCCCAUGUAAGAACCGUCUUUUGUCUCGUCCUUAUUCUUUUCCGCGAUUUUUUUGUUCUCU